Paraglomus occultum is the source of this 1455-nucleotide messenger RNA. NCBI's taxonomy places the organism in Eukaryota, Fungi, Glomeromycota, Glomeromycetes, Paraglomerales, Paraglomeraceae. The record is from the annotation of a GenBank genome assembly.
AUGCACAUUCUAAUUGCAUUACUAGUGUAUGAUGACGUCUUUGCUCCUGCUAUUUUCUCCUCACAUUCUGAUAAUAAUAUGUCAACUUCUAUCGGCGGUGCAUUGACUUUGACGAUGAUGUGUGAUAUGAAGACUGCCCCAUUUUUCUACAUUCGGUUCACGGUACAUCAUGCAAGCGAAUACCGCUCAACCUUCUUACCUUUCACCGUAUCUCGUUUACCAACGUACUUGCCUCUCUAUGGUUAUUCGGGUCGUAAAUUUAAUCGUACUCUGCUUUAUUUGGAAAUGAGCCCAUCCACAUUUAAUGAGAGAUUCUCUGAAGAUAUUCCAAUGUCCUUCUUAAGACUGCAUGCGCCUUUCAGGACUAUUAACUUAACAAAGCUCAUAGGUACCCGUUCUUUAGCAACCGCCUCGCAUAGUUUCAAUAGUAAGAAAAACUCUCAAGGAAACUAUACAGUUACACUUAUACCUGGAGAUGGUAUUGGACCUGAGAUAUCAGAGUCGGUGAAAAGGAUCUAUCAUGCUGCUAAAGUACCCAUUGAGUGGGAGGAGGUUACCGUGGUACCUUAUUUGAAGGAUGGCAAGACUGUCAUCCCAGAUGCGGCGUUGAAAUCUGUGAAAAAGAACACUGUUGCUUUAAAAGGACCGUUGGCAACACCGAUUGGCAAGGGUCAUGUGUCUCUCAACUUGACUCUGAGACGUACUUUUAAUCUGUUCGCCAACGUGCGUCCAUGUAAAUCAAUUGUGGGUUAUAAAACCGUAUACGAUAAUGUCGAUACAGUAUUAAUUAGAGAGAACACGGAAGGAGAAUAUUCGGGCAUUGAGCACAUGGUCGUUGAUGGCGUCGUUCAAUCUAUAAAGCUUAUUACCAAAAUUGCGUCCGAGCGCUGUGCUCGAUAUGCAUUCCAACAUGCUCGGGAUAUUGGUCGUAACCAUGUUACUGCCGUGCAUAAAGCUAAUAUAAUGAGAAUGUCAGACGGUUUGUUCUUGGAUGCAUGUAGCGAAGUCGCCAAAGAUUUCCCAGACGUUAAAUUUGAUGACGUUUUGUUGGACAGAGCGUGUCUCCACAUUGUACAAGAUCCUUCUCUUUACUCGAACGUUGUAAUGGUAAUGCCUAACUUGUACGGAGAUAUCUUGUCAGAUAUGUGUGCCGGCUUGAUCGGCGGUCUUGGUCUAACACCGUCUGGUAACAUCGGAAGAGAUGCCUCGAUUUUUGAAGCCGUACACGGAACGGCACCCGACAUUGCUGGCAAAGAUCUAGCAAAUCCUACAGCUCUGUUGUUGUCUUCCAUAAUGAUGCUUCGCCACAUGCGACUCAAUACUUAUGCAGAUGUAAUUGAAUCUGCCGUAUUAAAAACGAUCGCCGAGGGUAAGAAACUGACACGAGAUUUGGGCGGCACGGCGUCAAAUACAGACUUUACGAACCAAAUUAUUAGUAAUUUAGGGUCUGUGUGA